GCACAUUGGCAGUUGAUUAUUUCAUUAAUUGCACAUUAAUAUAAUGCAAUGUAUUGCCAAUAUCAGCCUUAAUUGUCUGUAAUGGCCUUUAAAAAGUUUGGUUUUAUCAUGAUUACUUUCCUUGCUUUUAUAGAUGCUGUAGCUAAAUGGUUACAAGAAGGGACAGUUGAUUUAACUGUCAAACGUGUUCAAAUUCUUGGUCCUCCUGGCUCUGGUAAAACAUGUUCUCGACGUCUCUUACUCAAUGAAGACCCACCCAAAAAUGCUGUCACUGACAGCACACCAAUAGCUUGCCGUGCUGUCAAAGCUACAAGAAUAUCGAUUGCAGAUGGUUGUAUGAAAGAAGUUGAUGCUAAAUCUCUUCUUUCAAGGUUGGCAUCCGAUUUAAAGGAAGAAGUAUCAAAACAAAAGGAAGCUUUGGCUGCAUCUGCAGAACCAAAAGAAGCACCAACAGAAGACCAGCAUGAUUCAAAGAAGAAAUUUUCAGAAUCAAUUCCUAGCCCUAUUGAUAUUCCUAAUGAGACUGAAACAAUACCAGAACCAGAAUUAGCAGAUACAAUAGAAUCAGGAGAUACCAGAGCAGAUAAUCCUUAUUUAAGUAAAAUACGCAAAGAUAUUCUUGAGGCCAUUCCAACUGCAAAAGGCAAUUUAAAAUGUCGUUGGGUAUACAUUAUCGAUUCUGGUGGUCAGACAGCUUUUCAAGAGUUAUUGCCUUUGUUUACUAGAGCAGCUUCUCUGAAUAUCAUCACACUAGACCUUUCUAAAAGUAAGGAUGAGAAGCUUGAUCUAAAGUAUCGAAUUAAAGAAAGGCAAUUUACUUGUGACCAAGAUUUUUCAUAUACAAAUAUUGAAUUUGUACAGGAUGUGCUGUCCUCUGGAGCUAUUUUACAGCCUUACCACUCACCAUGCUCAGAUGACAAUACUACGGCUCUUCAGUACCCAGAAUAUUUUGUUCUGGGUACACAUGAAGAUAUAGCAACACAAGAACAGAUUGAUAAAUAUAACGAAGAGCUAUCGCUAUUAACACAUGACUGUGGAGCCGAAAAUGGAUAUCGCAUCAUUCCUGCUAAACUUGGUAAAAUUAUAUUCCCAGUCAAUACAAUGCUUGACUCUCGCUAUGAAAGACAAAAACUAUCCAAAAAGCUUUGUAAUGCAAUAUUUCACGAUGAUACUUCUGAUGAUACCUCUGACGAUACUUCUGACGAUACUUCUGAUGAUACUUCUGAUGAUACCUCUCAUGAUACAUUCAAAAUGCCAGUUCGAUGGUUUGCUUUUGAGUUAGAGUUGCUUGAGAAAGCAGGAAAUGACAGCUGCCUCAAGAUGGAUGAUGUCUUGUCUAUUGGAAGGAGCCUUGAAAUGAAUGAAGAUGAUACCAAGCUAGCUCUACAGCACCUUCACAAAUACACAAUUAUUCUUUAUUAUCCUCAAGUUUUACCAGAGAUAGUGUUUGUUGAUCCUCAUCCUAUUCUUGAUAUUCUCUCGCGUUUAUUAGCUCUUACUUAUAAAAUUGAUACAGAUUAUUUGUCUCUCUUUACAAAGAAGGGAGCAAAAAUAUUAUUCUCUGAUGGUUUACAUAACCUAAGGAAGAGAGGAAUAUUUACUGAAUCACUGCUGGACAAGUUAAAAGAUGAUCGGGCAUUUUCUAAAUCUGAUUUCAUCAAGCUUUUGCUUCACUUACACAUCAUCAUUGAGAUAGAUGAUGGUUAUUUCAGCCCAUUCGCAUUGCCUCCUUUUGGAUCUUCAGGUCCUCCUCCAAAGUCAGAUAUUAACCCACUACUAAUAGUCUGGCGCAAUCCCAUUACUACACAAAUUUUGCCUGUUCCCCGUGGAAUUUUCCCUUUAGCAGUUGUCAAUUUAAUGACAUUCAAGCAACCACAAUUUUGUUUGCCUCCAGCAGCUCCCCGAAUGCAUCAAAAAUAUUUCAGGCAUCGAGAUGCCAUGUCUUUUCGUGUUCGUGUUCAUGAUGAACUCAUUGGCACCAUUCAUUUCAUUAAGAAACACCGACAUAUUGAAAUUUACUUUGAAACCAAUGAACUGAAAUAUUGUCCACUUAUCUGCAAAGCAGUAACAGAAGCUAUUAAUAGAAGUAGUGUCGCCAUUAACUUGAAACCUGAUAGUCAUGAGUUCGCCUUUGGUUGCUCUACUGAGGACUGCUACUGUAUUGUGAAAAAAGAAGAUGAAAAGAAAGCUGAAUGCACUUUAUGCACAAAACCACCUCUUAUCAGUGGGCUAGAGACACACUGGAGCUGGUUUCAUCUCACUUAUCAAAACUCAACUGAAGCUUCAAAGACACUUGACAUCACUUACCUUCAAAAAGUAUUGAAUUUACUCAGAGAAGGUUAUUUUAAUGGUGACUGGGAGGGACUUGGUCUAGAAUUAGGCCUCUAUCAACAUCCAACACUCUCAAACAUACAGUACAACUACACCAGAGGUGCUGCUCUUAGAGAAUGCCUUGCUACUUGGUUGCUAAAAGCUGAUGCUGUGGAUGAUAAUGGCGGAGUGACCUAUGUCUCGCUUGCUAAUGCUGUUGAAAGAUUAAGUCAAAAAUCUGUAGCUGAUUAUAUACGCAGAAAAUGCCAAAUUGAUUGUUCACAGGAAGAAAUCAUUAGUAUUGGAAAAUGCGGAAUUGAUUGUUCACAGGAAGAAUUAAUUACAUGUAGUAUUGGAAAAUGCGGAAUUGAUUGUUUACAGAAAGAAAUCAGUAGUAUUGAGUUCAGUGAAAGCCCACAAAGCAAGCCAAUGCCAGCACAAGACAACAGUCAUAUUGCAGAGGAAGAAGAAAAACAGAAACAAGUAGCAGAAGAAAGCACAGUAGUUCGCCAAAGAAUUCUAAAUGUUGAGGAACCUCAAGUGCUUUCUCCAUCUCCACAAGAGCUCAAAAAAACAGGUAGUUCGUGUAGUUAUUUGCAAGUCAUGAUUGCAUUUAUAUGCAUUGCACUUUUUGCUAUUGUGGGCAUAAUGAGCUACCUGGUCUUUGUCAUUCAAGGUGGAAGAAAUUUUUAAUAGUGAGCUCGUCCACUAUUAUAACAAUGUAAUGCAAUUUUGUAACAGGAUACAAGUUGCAAAAAUUACCCUUUUUCAAGUUGAAUGAUUAUUAAUUUGAUAUUUUAAUUUUUAAAAUGUAAAACUACAACUGCCACUUUUGUUUGAUAUCCAAAUAAUAUUAUUUGGAUCACUUUUUGCUGUUUGACGAUUAAUUUUGCUGAUAUUAAAUAAAUAAAAUUA
Molecule: messenger RNA, 3225 nt
Organism: Amphimedon queenslandica
Lineage: Eukaryota; Metazoa; Porifera; Demospongiae; Haplosclerida; Niphatidae
Exons: 8
Coding region: 82-3003 (973 amino acids)
Source: RefSeq, a predicted model, not a curated record